Molecule: messenger RNA, 5737 nt
Organism: Rhea pennata
Lineage: Eukaryota; Metazoa; Chordata; Aves; Rheiformes; Rheidae
Gene: NADK
Product: NAD kinase
Exons: 12
Coding region: 1446-2771 (441 amino acids)
Biological process (GO): NAD+ metabolic process; NADP+ biosynthetic process
Molecular function (GO): NAD+ kinase activity
Source: RefSeq, a predicted model, not a curated record
GUUAUUGCUUCUUUUGGGGGUGAGAGGAGCUUUUACGGCCUUGUGGAUGUAUGCUCUAGUAGAGUGCUUACUUGAGUUAAAAAAAAAAACAGCUUACCAACAGAACAAAGUGAACACCUUAUGAAACAAACGAACAAGAGGCUGUGGCAGUACAGCAACUGAUAUAACCUUAUAUCCAGUUUCUGGAUAUAACCUUGUCCUCUUUUGCUCUAAUACAUGAUUGGUAAGUUGCAAAAUGGAGAGUUUUGAAUGGCUGAUGCAAUUUUUAAGAAAUUAGUAGAAUAACUGUAAUCGUAAAGACACAUUAAAUGCAGUGUGUGUAUUUGGUCAGAAUGGACCCUGCAGUAAUUGCAAAAUUACAGUGAAUUGGGAGCAUGCAUUUAGCAGAGGGGAAAACUUUGUUACACAAUAACUAUUUAAAAGUAUGUCAUUCAGUGUGAUCAAAAAGUGGAGAAAAAGGUUUUUAAGACAGAUAUAAAUCCAUAAUCAUGUUCUAAACAGGAUAGUAAAACUUUUGGGAUGUUAUGUUGUUUACUUCUGUAUCAUGGUUGGUUUGAUGUGAAAUUUUUAUUCAUGGGAAUGCUUGUUUAUAAUGACUAAGGAGCAGAAGAUGUGAUACUACAAUGAAAAGGUGGAUGGAUAUGAGAGAGAGGACUGAGCUUGUACCACUUGGGACACUGUCAUGGAAAUUUAAUAUGAAAGCGUUAGUCUUUUUUCAACUCUCCUUCAUUCUGUAAUACUGAACUUCUGGCUCCCUUUUUGUUAACUUUUGGUCGUGACCUAGACAAAAGCAGCCUAUUCACAUGUUUGUUUACAUGUACCUGAAAGUUUUGGAUACAGUCCUGGUUGCUGUUCAGUGAUAGCUUUGUCCUUAUGUCAGAUCUGCUUAUUAAAUAAGGGUCUUAUGAGGGAGCGUUAAUUAACAAUGUAUGAUGUAAGCUGUAGUUAAAACAGUCUUAAUUAGGAAGUAUUGCAGAAGGAAUAUCAAGCUUUUAGGCUGUAGGUACUGCUAGGUCUUUGCAGCUUCUUAUUUCCAGUUUUGUGUUGAUCGUGUUUUCCCCACCAGCGGCAUCUGUCAGAUAGUACGUAUUUCCAGCAAAGUCACUUGGAAAUGCACCUGGUUGUUCUCUGUAUCUCUUAGUUAAGGGUGAGAAGGUAGUACAGGAUGGGAACAUACCAGCUGUGAAGUUACUGAGAAGACUAAUUCUCCUUAAACACCUUUCACAGAUGUUGCAUUUCUAUGCACACGCUUUGUUAACCAGCCUGUUGUUCUCAUUUUUAUUUCCGUAGGUCCAGAUCCAGCAUUCAGUGUCUGAAUAAAAAGGAAUGCAGAGUGGAUAACCUAUGUGAUGGGAAAGCAAAGGAGAAUAAUGUACUGUUAACUACCUGGGCUGUAUUAUUUUUGAAUUGAGUUUUUCCCUAACUGAAGCUCCUUCACUUCCAAUAUGGAGAUGAAUCGAGAAAAAUUGUGUACCAAUAAAGCUGAUAUGAGCUCAGAAUCUACUUAUCAUUGCUCAGCAUGUCAUGAUGAUGAGGAGUGGAGCAGUACUAGCCGAGGUCGAGCUAAGUCACGAAGCCUGUCUGCUUCACCAGCCCUAGGAAGCACCAAAGAAUUCCGGAGGACACGCUCCUUGCAUGGACCAUGCCCAGUGACCACCUUUGGACCAAAAGCCUGUAUGCUGCAAAAUCCUAAAACGAUCAUGCACAUUCAGGACCCAGCAAGCCAGCGGUUGACGUGGAACAAACCUCCCAAGAGUGUCCUUGUUAUUAAAAAGAUACGUGAUGCUAGUCUACUGCAGCCUUUUAAAGAACUCUGUGUGUAUCUCACUGAGGAGAAUAACAUGAUAGUGUAUGUAGAAAAAAAAGUUUUGGAAGAUCCAGCCAUAGCUAAUGACGAUAAUUUUGGACCAGUGAAGAAGAAAUUUUGCACCUUCAGAGAAGAUUAUGAUGAUAUCUCCAAUCAGAUAGACUUUAUCAUAUGUCUGGGAGGAGAUGGGACCUUACUUUAUGCUUCUUCACUUUUUCAGGGUAGUGUACCUCCAGUUAUGGCUUUUCAUCUGGGAUCCCUUGGAUUUCUUACUCCAUUUAAUUUUGAGAAUUUUCAGUCCCAAGUCACUCAGGUUAUAGAAGGCAAUGCAGCACUUGUUCUACGAAGCAGGCUGAAAGUGAGAGUUGUGAAAGAGAACAGAGAGAAGAUGGCAAUACACAAUGGUAUAGAAGAAAAUGGAGUAGUAUCUACAAAUAUAGAGAAAGAAGUGGGCAAACAAAUUAUGCAAUAUCAGGUCCUAAAUGAAGUUGUAGUGGAUCGUGGUCCUUCUUCAUACCUUUCCAAUGUAGAUGUCUUUCUAGAUGGACACCUUAUAACCACAGUGCAAGGGGAUGGAGUCAUCGUCUCCACACCAACUGGUAGCACUGCAUAUGCAGCUGCAGCAGGAGCUUCUAUGAUUCAUCCAAAUGUUCCUGCAAUAAUGAUCACUCCAAUCUGCCCUCACUCGUUGUCUUUCAGACCUAUUGUUGUUCCUGCUGGAGUGGAGCUCAAGAUUAUGCUUUCCCCAGAUGCCAGGAAUACAGCGUGGGUUUCAUUUGAUGGAAGGAAGAGACAGGAAAUAUGCCAUGGAGACAGUAUUAGCAUCACUACCUCUUGCUAUCCCCUUCCUUCGAUCUGUUUCCGAGAUCCUGUGAGCGACUGGUUUGAAAGUUUGGCUGAGUGUUUGCACUGGAAUGUUCGGAAGAAGCAAAAUAACUUUACUGUUGAAGAAGAAGAAUUUUAAGCAGCUGCAUCUAAAAAGACUCAUGGGAAUGGAAAGUGGCAGUAUCUCUUCUUUAAAUUUUUGAAUUCUAAGUUUUUUGCUAAUACAUAUGGAGACACAGAGAAACCAUACACAGUGAUGUACCUCAUACCAGUCGGAUCUGCUGAUGGCCUGAAAUCUACUGCUACUUCCUGUCUGCUAGGAAAAGGAAUAGAAAAAAUUAGGCUCUGAUUUGUUGUAAUCCAAAUUUAAUUUCCUUUAAAUGUGAAAUUUCAACAUGGAUUAUUUCUGAUGAUAUUGACAAGCAAGCCUGUAAUUUGAUUGCAACCAAUAACUUACCAGUAACGUGGUAGGCUGUGUGUAGAUACCUAACAGAAUAGUGACAUUAAAAUAUUUAGUUUGUUGUACUUAUAUUUUUUUUCUGCAUAUAAAACUUUUAAGGAAUUUACUUUUAGAAGAAGCUCUUUGUUAGCUUCAAUAUAUCUUGCUCAGAAUGUCUCCCUAUCAAGGCAGCAUUUAUAGUACUUUCUCUGUAGUUGCAAAUGCGAGAAACGGUGAAGGAACACCCAGGAAUGUUUUCUAUGAAUAGAUUGAACUAGUUUAAAAAAAUAAGAAAGGAAAAACUCUCAAUUUGAUUGAGUGGUAUUUGACCUUUAGCAGUCAUCGCCUUAUAAAUAUCCACAAGUACCAUGGAGAAGUGUUAGUGUGGGCUGACUUGGGAUUACAGUGAUUUACAUUUUUGUAGCUGAGCUAGUUUGUAGCUCUGCGUUUUUUGUUGGUGAAUCAUCAAUGUGUUUGAUUUCUUACUAUUUUUGUUUAAUUAUCUGGAAUGAAUGGUAGCAUUAGAGACUACAGAGUUAAAAUUUCACCAGGUGCUCAAGAAGAGUCUGGACUUGAAUUACUACUCUGUUGUCUAGUUCCACUGUCUUGAAGAAAACCAAAAUCCUAAACUAGGUCCCGAAUGCCUUCAGCAUUCACGGAUAUCAUCUUCCAACUUUGGGUACUGAGUAAUACAGAAAGGGAUACUACAUUGGUAGGCUGAUCAGUGAGAAUAUACAUUCCCAAUACAGUAGCAACGGUGCCUUCAGCACACUCAAGGUAUUCUAAGUCUCAUAUGUACAUUUUUUAAAGAUGCUUUCAAAUGUUUCUAACUUCUUGAUGUACAUAUUUUAUUGUACAUGCUUUUAUGAAAAUAAGCAGUUUGGGAUAAGGGCUUGUGCUGUAUAUUGACUGAAAAUAUAUAAAGCCCAAGAAUAUUGUUUACAUUUAUGUUCUUUGUUGUGCAGUCUCAUGAUGAUACUAUCCAAACUGUAGCAUUUUCAAAAUGUUGCGCAUCAGCCAUUAAAGGAGUGGACAUUAUCUGUUAUAUUUAUGGCCUACACCAUAAUAUUGUGGAGGAAUUAAUUUCUUCCUGAUUAAGGUGGAAUUUCUUUGCAAAAUGAUUGCAGAGGACUUUUUGUGGUUGUCUUAUGUUUGUGUGGUCCAAGACAGUAAAGGGAAAUGUAUUAAUUUCUAAACUCUACAUAACCUGCUCUCCUCUAGUUUAAUGAAUGUCUCCUCCUUUUUGGAUGCUGCCCUAGACUGUUUAGUUUUAUUAAAUCAAGAUGAGAGCACUUUUCCAUAAAGCAGAAACAAACUCAAUUAAGGCUACAAAUCACAAUGAAAUUGUGUUACUAUAAUUAAUACUCAGUUUGUAAAUUUUGUAAAAUAUAAUACUGAUUUUAAUUUAGUCUAAACAGACAAAUUUUAUGGUAUUUUGGAAAAUUUUCAGAUAGCUUUUGGGAUUUGUCUUUCAUUUCAAUCUGCAGUAAUCUGUAAAUUGUUCUGAAGUCGCUUACAGGUUUUCUAGAUGAAAUAUUCAGUUAUUAAAUACCUGUUGACUUUUUAAACUAUAGAAGCAUCAAACUUUUUGCUUUAAAACCAUUUGUUUUCUUAUUUAAACUUGGAAUAAUUGAGACAAAGAACAGGGUACAGUGGUUGUAUAAAUGUAUUAAGUGAAAAAUAAGCAGAAUACUAGGCACAUUAGGAGGUGGAAAUCACUUUGAGAAGGUGAGAUGAAAUGAUUAAUGAGCCUUAUUCAGUAUUUUUUUUUAAGAUAAAACUAUAUUCAGCACUUUUUAUUUAUACUUUUUCAUAAUAGUAAAUCUAAUGGAGUAAAUUGUCCACUUUAGAGUGUGUAGUUCAUGAAAUCUGUAAACAAAACUUAUUUAACUACUUUCUCUAAAUUAGAUUUACUGGGUUGUCUUUAAAUUUAUCAUAUAUUGCAAUUGCAUUAUGGGCUUUGAGGCUUUACAGUUUUUGCUUUUAUUACUGUUCCCACUUGAUAACAAUUUUAUUUGGAUCACUCCCCAGUCAAGUAGAGAGGUACUAUGACUGACUACAGGAGAAAAAAAGUCAUAUGAUUUACUUCAGAAAAGCUGCUUUGAUCAUAACAUUACUAGCUGCUCUUUACCAAGACACGAUCCAAAUUAUUUGUGUUAAUACAUUACAAAUUUAUCUAACUGUCCAAAGUCCCUUUUCAAGGCCUUUGCUCUUCAAACCAGCAGUUCACAAGCAGGAUAUGAGGUUUGAUUGGCAUUCAGGUUUUGCACAGUUAACUGCCUAAAACGUGUGUGUAAGAGGGUGGGGUGCAGGAUAACUUCCGUUCAAACCAGACAUGAAUCGGAAAAAAAGCUCUAACGCAGAUUUGGUUAUGUUUUGCAACAAAAAGCUUAUUUGCUGAUGUAGCUUACUCCAUUACAGGAACUCCUUUAAGCUGAAGUAGUAAAGUAGCUUUUUGCUGGUUAUGAGCAGUUGAGCAGUAUUUUUAAUAUAAGGGUUUGUUCAUAAUACCAUUUCUACAAACUUGUUCUAAUCCAACAGGAGCCAAAAAGGGAGGUUUGGAAAUGAAUUUAUUAAAAAAAACAAAAAAACCAAAAAAACAGUAACUCUCUAGUAGAGUUUAAGCAGUUAUUAAAAACUGAUGCAAUAUGAUAUAAUGCAGAGUG